CUAACAUUUCGAUACCUUUUUUCGAAUCAUUGUUCAACCGUUAUUCUCGCGUCUAGACAUUAUAUUAUAGAGUUACAAUGAUAUUUUGUGCCAGAAAUUUUCGUAUUUAUUGAUUCUUUUAAUGGGAAAAUCGGAUGAAAUUAUUUUAUUGCGGCGAUAUUUAACGCGGGAAUACGGGUGUCAGUGACAGUGAGUGAGACAAAGAGAAAACGAGAGAGAAAGAAGGAGAGUGAGAUAGGCGAGCGCUGCAGUUACUGCUCGAUCACAGAUGGCACGAUUUUCACAAACAAUAACAGCCAGUGCGUAUUUUUGACGUUUGGCGGCCUGGCAAACACGCGCGACUUAUCACGUUACCGUUGUCAUUUGACACUCAUGGAUUUCGUGUCUCAUAAAACACUCAGCGGAUUCAGCGAACUUAGUGACGGUUCAAAAUCCGUUUCUACAAUUCCUGAUCUGAAACGUCUGAAUUCAACAUCCUCACGCACAGACUCUACGAGCGACGACACUAGUUGCCCGCUUGAUACUGCCGAUGAAAAAGACGAAGUAUCAUCUACCGUGUCGAAUUUGUCGGAUUUGUCAGGGCUUUCGGAUCUCUCGGGAGGCUCGAGUCAUCUUUGGCGUAAUACCUCGUCGUGGGUUCAGAAACAAAUGUUGACCGGCACCAAUCCUCGUGACCUGUUACAACACCUUCUCAUGGAUCCAUCACAGAUCCCUGACCAGGUUGACGACAUUUCGUUGUGGCAGCUCGUCCACAACAUAAUGUCGGAACCACCGCGCCGUCAAAAACUCCGUCACAUAAACACUCUGACGGACGUCGUCAGACUUAUAAAGAGCAGCAAAAAGAUAAUAGUUUUGACAGGCGCUGGUGUGAGCGUGAGUUGUGGAAUACCAGAUUUCCGUAGUCGAGAUGGCAUUUAUUCAAGACUUGCUCAAGAUUUUCCGGAUCUACCUGACCCGCAGGCGAUGUUCGACAUCAACUAUUUCGGCCAAGAUCCUCGUCCUUUCUUUAAAUUCGCUCGUGAAAUUUACCCGGGACAGUUCAAGCCCAGUCCCUGUCACAGGUUCAUAAAAAUGUUGGAAAAGCACAAGAAACUUUUGAGAAAUUAUUCUCAAAAUAUUGAUACCCUCGAACAAGUCGCUGGCAUUGAAAAUGUUAUUGAAUGUCACGGCUCGUUCGCUACAGCUUCCUGUACGAAAUGCAAAUAUCAGGUACGGGCUGAAGAUAUUCGAGAAGAUAUUUUUGCUCAGAGGAUUCCCAUUUGUCUAAAGUGUAGAGAGCACGCUCUACCCUCAUUGGCAAAUAUCAGUCCGAACGACAACUUCAGAGACUUGGUUUCGCAAGGAAUAAUGAAACCUGAUAUCGUAUUUUUUGGGGAAGGAUUGCCUCACGCUUUUCACGAUGCAAUGGCUCAGGACAAAGACGUUUGCGAUCUCCUCAUCGUAAUCGGCUCGUCGCUCAAAGUUCGACCCGUCGCCCUUAUACCUUCCUCAAUACCCUCACACGUUCCCCAGAUUCUCAUAAAUCGCGAAUCAUUGCCUCAUCUCAAAUUCGAUGUCGAACUGUUGGGUGAUGGUGACGUCAUAAUUAACCAGUUGUGUCACUUAAUGGGGAGUGACUUCGAAGAAGUUUGUUGGAGGACCGAUUUGUUGAAAGAAGCACCACAGUUGACAGCGCCGUCGAUAUUUCCGGUGAACGAUCCUUGGGGCCGUGCGCAGGAUGCCGAAACGAUUCACGAAUUGUCGCAAGACAGCGAGGCAAUCGUCGAUUUGAAGCCGCAGCAUAAUACGUCAUCCGAGAGUCAAGACAGUUUAACGAUAAACGCAAAUACGACGCCGAGACGUCUGGAAAAUACGGAAAUUUGUAUAUCACCGUUUCACGCUGGUCACAUGGAAAAUACGGAGGGUAGUUUUGCGUUGUUGGGCGAAAGUCCGAAGAGGCGACUCGGAGAUUCAAGCUCGGAAAGCAGUCCGAAGAGGAUACAUUUAGGGUCCACGAGGAAGGACGAAACGGCCGUUCGUUGUACGGAAUCAACGACGAUUCCGUCUGUUCCCGAGGACGACAAAAAAUUCGCUGUUGGGCGGUACAAUCGCGUCAUAUCAGUCGAAUCGACGUCUGAGAACAACGGACAAAUAUUUAAUCUCGAAGAGUGUCACGUCGUUCCAAGGAUAGUGGAGAACUCGAAUGAAAAUCCUUCAAACAAUUCCUCCAGCGAAACAAACGCCGUUAAUAUCGAUCAAAUGAUCGACCCGAGGAGAGACAUCGAUAUAAUUCCCGAUGAAGAUCUACUUGAUCUCGAAAAAUUGUCCACCAAAGCUAGACACGCUUCGAUCGAUUCUGCCAUCGAUUCCGGUAUCGGUGAUAGUUGCAACAGCGUCGACAGCACCGAAGCUAAUAAUCUUGUUGUUGACAACAAUGAGACCAAAAUCGACCAACUCGAGAGACGAUGCUGGCAACCCAAAAUCAAGGAAAGCCUGGCAGCACUUUUACCCGAAAACUCUUACUAUCAAAUAUCCCCGGGAAAAUACAUAUUCCCUGGUGCGGAAGUGUACUUCGAGCCGGAAGAGUACGACCUUAGUUCAUUGUCAGCGAAUUCAGAAAGUUCGAGCAGUGAAAGCGAUUCCUCAUCUUCAUCCUCGGGCGAAGAGGAAACUUGUGCGGAAAACGAUUUUUCGGAGGGAAUAGAAAUCGAAAAUGAAUCGGACAUGGAUACGAAACAGCGCGGAAAUAGAGUCGAGCUUUACGAGUAUCUGAAGAAAUUUCUCUAAGAUAUUUCGCCGCUGUGCAAUCGGUAAAAAAGCACAUUUACACAUAAUCAAGUGAAAAAAAACACGGGCGACUUACAGUCGCAUGGAAAAUUUCGGGCUUACGUAAUCGUGCAAUUUAGCGCGAACGGCAAUAAUCCCGAGGAGAGUUUUCUGUUUCGUUUGUUGUUUUUUUUUAAUUUCUUGAUCGUAUAUCGCUUUUCAGUCUUGAUCGAAACUUGUCAUGUGCAACUUCACAAAGUUCGAUUCGCGAGAAGUAAACUGUACGAAACUUGAGUUCAGUAGUCAAGGAACAAAGUCAGAAAAGUUUUGGAAAGAAGGAGAGAGACAACUUGAACCUGGAGUGAUUUCUGAACAAACCGAUGAUUAAGUAAUUGACGCUCAAUUCAGUCUUCCACCGAAACCUACGGUCAUCGGAUUUUAGAUCGAUACUUCGAUGGAAACGUUUCUCUCACAGUUAUCGAGUAUUUUUUCGUUCGAAAUACUGCUCCAAAAACUUCAUCUCUCUUUCUUUCUUUUUCCUCUCGUUUUCUCUCAAGAACGAGCGAACUAAAAACUUUCGUGUCUCCUCGCAGGAUCGUGUAUUUCGGCUUUUCCCCCCUUCGUUGUUGUUUAUUUAUCCCUAUUUGUAAAUAAUAGAUUUGCUGACAGGUCUUUUAUUUGUUAACUGAUAAGCACGUAUUAAAUAUUAGUAAGAAAAAGAGAGGAGAGGAGGCAAGAUGGGGGAUGGGAACGGCGGGAUCUAAUCGAAAAAAGUAGGGACCCUUUUUCAAUUUCCUCUUUAGAUAAAUUAUUUGUAAAUAAUAUGAUGAAAACACGUAUAUCUGGCGAAAACCGAUUCGAACGUAUUCCCUUUUUUUGUCAUUUUUAUUCGCAACGUUUACUGCAACGUUAACAAGACAGCGGAAUCUCCCGAGAUCGUGAGGAUUCCUUGUCAAAUUUAUAGUAACAAUAUUUCAAAUUAAAAUCCUCAUAAUAAUCAACGAUACUAAACUACUGCGAAAAAGCAAAAUCAGGUAAUAAUGAGGAGUCAUAAUUAUGCGAGCGCAAAUUAAUUCCUAAUUCAACGUUCCUCCGCUCAAACUAAUUAGAACGAAUGAAAAGUGCGGUGGUGACUAAAAACCUGAAAAACUUCAAUGAGUAUCAUCAAAUGUUUGAGCUUUAGAUGUGUCAUUUCGCUCGGAAAUAAGAAUCAGAAAAAAAAAUCAACGAUUUAAAGGCACGAAUUUAUCGAGAUAUGCUGCUUGCCCUGGCAAAGGUCGUUACAACCAACGAAAAAUCGUCUGCCUCUCCCCUCUUUUUUUCAAACUUCGAUAAGGUUUGGAAAAGAGAAAUAUGAAUCGUAACGCGUAAUUUAGUAAAUAUAUAUAUACAUAUACGUAUGUCUGAACACAUGUAUGUAUUUACUAUUAUAACUAUUAUUAUAUGUAUAGAAAGGAAGAGGCGAUGAAAUUGGACAAAAAUGAUUUUUUGCCCACGUUAAACGCGAUCUCAGUUAUGUGUAUAUUAACCGUAGAGUGUACCGAAGGGGACUCGUGAUGCUCCCACGGAAUUUUCACAUAUUACUAUCGUUAUGUAAUAAUCAAUCCUCGGUAGUUUCUCUCCAUUCUAUCUCUAUUAUGAUUAUCUUUUGUUUUGUUUUUUUUUUAUAUAUACAUCUGUAACUAUCAUUCUCUGGAACAAGAGGGGAAAGUGGUAGUUAGUUUCGGGCAAUUUUGGUAGAUUUUUCUUCUUAAAAGUAGUUGAAUCUUCUAAGCGAUAAUAUAUAAAUAUAUGACAUACAUAUUAUAUUACAUACAUACAUAUAUCAUUUUUUUCUCUUUUUUAUGUAAACAAGCACGUAAACACAGUGGUUAGGUUUGGAUAUGGUUUGGCAAUGAUCAAAUAAUUCAUUAAUUUGAUUGUUUGUUUUCAUUGGAGCACAGGCGAAUGUACAAAGCAAUGCUGGAUAGCUUCGCAUUGCGUGUUUAUUUUUAUAACGACGAUGGUAAUGAUGAUAAUGAUGAUGACGAUGAUGAUGAAGAUGAUGAUGAUGAUGAUGUCGAAGAC
This is a messenger RNA of Venturia canescens, 4812 nucleotides long. It is a transcript of the gene Sirt1, whose product is annotated as Sirtuin 1. Gene Ontology annotation, molecular function: transcription corepressor activity; histone deacetylase activity, NAD-dependent; p53 binding. Gene Ontology annotation, biological process: negative regulation of DNA-templated transcription. Gene Ontology annotation, cellular component: nucleoplasm; rDNA heterochromatin; nuclear inner membrane. Lineage: Eukaryota; Metazoa; Arthropoda; Insecta; Hymenoptera; Ichneumonidae. The transcript has 9 exons. The coding region runs from base 373 to 2766 and encodes 797 amino acids. The record is from RefSeq and is a predicted model, not a curated record.